Messenger RNA from Microcebus murinus (gray mouse lemur), 12664 nucleotides. The record is from RefSeq and is a predicted model, not a curated record. NCBI's taxonomy places the organism in Eukaryota, Metazoa, Chordata, Mammalia, Primates, Cheirogaleidae.
GCUGAGGCAGGAGGAUCACUUGAGCCCAGGAGUUUGAGGAGCGACUAUGAUACCACUGCACUCUCUACCUGGGGAAACGGAAUGAGAUUGUGUCUGAAAAAGAAAGGAAAAAAAAAAAAAGAACAAAACUGGGGGACUCAUACUUCCUGAUUUCAACACUUUCUACAAAGCUACAGUAAUCAAAUAAUGUGGUACCAGCAUAAAGACAGACAGAUAAACUAACGGAGUAGAAUAGUCAAAUAUGGUCAAAUGAUUUUUGACAAGGGGAAGACCAUUGGGGAAGGGGAAAGGACAGUCUUUUCAACAAAUCAUAGUGGGGCAACUGGAUAUCCACAUGCAUUAGAAUGAGAUUUGACCCUUUUCUCUCCCCAUAUACAAAAAUUAACUCAAAAUAGAAGAAAGAGCUAAAUGUAAGACCUAAAACACUAUAAAACUAUUAGAAGAAAACAUAGGAGAAAAGCUUCACAACAUUGCCAAUCAUUUGGCAAUGAUUUCCUGGCUAUGAUACCAGACAGGCAACAAAAGAAAAAAUAGACAAAUUAGACUUCAUGAAAAUUUUAAGCUUUGUGCAUCAAAAAACACUAUCAACAGUAAAAAAGCAACACACAGAAUGGGAGAAAGCAUUUGCAGAUUAUAUAUCUGAUAAGGGAUUAAUAUCCAUAAUGUAUAGAGAACUCUUAAAACGCAACAAGAAUAUGAACAUCCCAGUUAAAGAAUAAGAAAAAAACUUGAAUAGACAUUUCUCCAAAGUUGGUAUACAAAUGGCCCAUAGGUAUUUGAAAAGAUGCUGAACAUCUCUAAUCAUUAGGGAAAUGCAAAUCAAAACGAUAAUGAGAUACUGCCUCACACAGUCCAGUAGGAUGGCUAUUAUUAAAAAAUAAUAAAAUAUACUAGAAGAAAAUAAGUCUUGGCGAGGAUGUGGAGAAAUUGGAACCCUUGUACACUGCUGAUGGGAAUGUAAAAUGGUAUAGCCACUGUGGAAGUCUAUAUGGAGGUUUCUCAGAAAAUUAAAAACAGAACUACCUUAUGAUACAGCAAUCCUAAUUCUAAUCCUAAUCCCCAAAGGAAUUGAAAACAAGGUCUCCAAGAGAGAUGUAUGUCCAUGUUCAUAGCAGCAUUAUUCAUAACAGCUGAAACAUGGAAGCAACUCAAGUAUCCAUCAAGGGUUGAACUGAUAAGUCAAAUGUGGUCUAUACAUACUGUCAAACCUUAAAAAGGAAGGAAAUUCUGCAAUAUGCUACUCCGUGGAGGAACCAUGAGGACAUUAUGCUAAAGGAAAUAAGUCAGUCAUAGAAAGGCAAAUUCUAUAAAAAUUUUCUUAUAUGAAACACCUAGAGUAGUGGAAAUUUUAGAAUCGGAAAGCAGAAUAGUGGUUAUCAGGGGCUGGUGGGAAGGGAGAACAGGGAGUUAUUGUUUAAUGCAUACAGAGUUUUGCCAGAUGAAAAGAGCACUGGAGAUAGAUGGGUGGUGGUGGUUGCACAACAAUGUGACUGUAUUUAAUACCACUGCACUGUACACUUCAAAAAGGUUAAGAUGGGAAAUUUUAUGAUAUGUGUGUUUUACCAUAAUUUUAGAAGUUGAAAAUAAAAAAUGCAUAAGGAAGACAGCUUUCCUUAUUGUAUUUUGAGCUUGCUUCCUAGGUCCCCAGAACCUCAUCUAAGAGCUGUGCAAGACAAGGAGCUGGGAAGCAGAGUGAGAGUCUACGGGGAAUCUUGUUCAAGAUGGUCUCUUCCAAGUCAGCUCACUGUCCCCACGGUGCAGGCCCAGGGUCCUCACCCAUGGCUCAGCAGCCUGUCACCCGUGUUGCAGAAAGGCAGGUCAGGAGUGCGAGGCAUGUUGGCAAUGCCUCGUUUGGUCCUCGUUUUUGAAGCAAAACAUGAGGGAAUCUCAAUAAUCUGAAGUGUGUUUUCAUCACAGUUUCCUCCUGAUGGUGUUCCAAAACAAGCAUUCCUAUACACCUACUUCCAAGACUAUUUGGACAAGACAUACCUCUCUGACUGAGUGGGUUAGGGAAGGGAGCAUUUCAGAUUCCUUUUUAAGAUUCGGAGAUUUGCACAUCAUCUGGUAUAUUAGUGAUGCAGUGGCUGAGGAGAAAAUUUACUAAGUUUCACUCUGGUCCCAUAAUUGUGGAUGGAGUGUAAUUCUUAUUUCAUUGUUUUGUUUCUCUUUCCUUUUUCUAUUUUUAAAGAUAAUUCUCUUCCCUAACCCCUCCAAAACCAACCACACACCUAUUCUGAGAGCUAGAUAUGAGUGUUCUCAUAAACAGCCAGGAGUCAGUGACAACCUUUGACUAUUGUAUAUAGAAACAUAAACUCUGCUCCUGCAUGCACUUCAUAGGCUGUCUCUGCAGUGCUGUCCUCCACAGCCAAGGAAUGUGCUUCUGAGUCAGCAGUCAGCUGCCGCAGGACAAAACAUGCAGGAUGUUGUUAGCUGGCAGAGACUGCACAGAUGCCUGGAAACCCGGCCUCACCUCCUCUUCCUCUUCCCUCCUCAGGCUUCUCACUUCCGUUACCCCUUCCUUCCACACCUUGGCUUUUCAGUCCGCAGGAUUUCUGGCACUUUCUUGCCAGGUUUCCUACUCUCUAGGUUCCUGUGAUUAUGAAUGCUGAUUGUCCCAGGAUACUGGGAUGAAGAGUACAUAGGAGUGGUUCAGGAGAGGCCAGGAGGAGUAUGAUCUGGCUUUGACCUUCAGGAAUGGGGGAAAUGAAGGUGGUAACAUCAAUGGCUCUCCUCCUGCCAUUCUUCUCAGCUGUCAGAGUGCAGGAGAUGUGAUCAUUUGGCUUUCAGAGUAGGAAAAGUGAGGCAGCCCGAGGGAAUUAAUCUUGUGUAGUCUUACCUUGGGUGCCUGUCGCAUUGUUCCAGGAACCAAUCUACCUCUAUUUAUCUGUUGUCAGGUCGUAAUCCCUUAGACAGGGUACUUAAUACUUGCCUGACACUGGGAAACAGGCGCUCUGCAGCUCUCUGGGAGAUGUGGCUGAAACCUGUUAAUUUCAAAGUAUUUUACAGCAGCAGAAGGAUUGGGGGCAGUUACUAAUGAAGGUGUUCAACUGUGGUAGGGUUUGAUUUGGAGAUAUCCGGUGGUGGUUGGCAUCUCUUUGAAAGUGAAUAUUUAUUUCAAACAGAGUAGGCUACCACCAGCCAAGGAGAUGUUAGGCCAUAUGGCAGAAUCCUUUGAAAGUAAAUGCCUAAGACUCUCUUUUAGGGGAGGUGUGAGCACAAGACAGGCAUUAUGACAGGGGAAAGAAAGGCUUUUGGAAGUAUAUGUUGUGGGACCUUUAAUGUGAUGGUUUCAGCAAGAACAUCUUGGUUCUGAGUGCUCUGAAUCCUGGCAAGGAGUGGAAGGUGGCUGCUGUUUAGGAACAAAGAAAAGUCAUUUUCUUCCUUGACAUAAGGUAGAGAUAGAUCAGACCAGGUGUAUUCAAAGCUUGCCAAACACUGUGACUCCGGUGGAGUUAAGAUUGGUUAGUAACACAAGUAGAGUAGGCAGGGUCAGGAUUGCACAAUGCCAUCUACUUGCCAAAGAGCAAAUAAAGCUGAUGAAAUCCCCACCAAGAAGGCAAGAGGCAGAGAAGGCCCCUGGUAUAGCAGAUGAUCUGGGAUCUUUGUUUUUAGUCAUUGGUUGUUACCUGUCACUGUUGUUACUUCUUCCUUUGGAUAAGCACAUCUGGCCUUUCCCACCCUUAUAAGCCAUCUGCCAUUUUGACUAUUUAUCCUUUCUGGGAUAAGCCUUGGCUUGUAAGAAAAAGAAUGGGCUCUCUUUAGGAACUUUAAAAUAUUACUGCUUGUUGCUACCUAGAAUAAAACUUUGGAGAAAUUGAAUAUUAGUUCCAGUUAAUUCCAUUUAGUGCUUGACUCUUGGCCAUGUGAAUAUUGGGACAAGUGUGUUUAUUAGCAGUGCAGUUUUUAAUAUUCAGCGCUGGGAGGGGUUGUUCAGUAAGUGAUAUAUCUGAGGUGAGAAGCCAAGUCAGGGUGUUUCAGGUAGAGAAUUACCAUCUUCGGCUCAUCCUCAUGGUAUGUGAAGAGUGUUGUUUCUCUUACAAAACGUAAGAUGCAUCUCCAGUUGGUUUGGUUGGAAGUUAUAGUAUCAUGCUGAGGUGUGGAGAGAAGCAGAAUAUUAUUUCUGUGUCACACAGGGGGAUUCUGUUGCUCAUUGACUUACCCAGAGUGAGAGCUUCAGGACAGAGCCCUGGGGCUCUUUCGUGUCAUUCUGGAAUGUGGCUCCCAUCCCCUUUGGGUUGGUGCACUGGACAGUGGGGCGUAUCUUGCUUCUACACCCCUUGUGAACACAGUGCAUCAACAGCUUCCUCCGUGGCCGCCACCCCCAACUGCCAGUCCUCUUUAAAGCAAAGCCCCAAGCCAGCCAUGUUCACACUAGUGGUAAGCUGGCAGUGCACCUGUGAUGAACUGCCUAGAGCACCAGGUGUGAGUGCUGUGGCCAUGAUAUUCUCAGCACUAGACUCAGAGGACUUCAGGACUGGAAGAGAGUUUUAGAGAUCAUCGGUCUAACCUCCUCAUCUUACACAAGGGACAGUUGAGGCCUUGUGAGACAAAGUGCCUAAGCAGGAUCAGGCAGCCAAGGUCUGGCACAUGUGGGCUCAGUGCCACAGCUGUCCCACAGCUCGUCCCACUCCUCCGACCUACUGUCUCUUCUCCUAUGACUUAGUUUUGCUCUCUGGCCCUUUGCUUCUAUCACUUCCCAGUGAUAGUUCAAUAGUGAUGAUCAUAGAAUGUGGUAGCAAAAUGGAGCAGGACCAAGGCGGUGGACGGAUGAAGAAGCACAUAUGGUGCCAUCUCCCGUCUUCAAGCCUCUGUCUAGCAGACAAUACAGGAUGGUGGGUGUGUGGAUAUUUUUGAUUAACGUGACAGUGUCAGGUGGAUCCACGGCCAUCCCACAGCCCCCUCUGUGGGGUGCUGAGGGCAGGCAGCAUGGAGGAGAGAAAGCAUGAGACGAUGAACCAAGCUCAUGUCCUCUUUGACCGAUUUGUCCAGGCUACCACCUGCAAAGGAACCCUUAAGACCUUCCAAGAACUCUGUGACCACCUGGAACUGAAACCUAAGGACUAUCGCUCCUUUUAUCACAAGCUGAAGUCCAAGCUUAACUACUGGAAAGCCAAAGCCCUCUGGGCAAAGUUGGACAAACGAGGCAGUCACAAAGACUACAAAAAGGGAAAAGCAUGCACUAACACAAAGUGUCUCAUCAUUGGAGCUGGCCCCUGUGGUCUCCGCACAGCCAUUGACUUAUCCUUACUGGGAGCCAAGGUGGUCGUUAUUGAGAAACGAGAUGCCUUCUCCCGCAACAAUGUCUUGCAUCUUUGGCCAUUCACCAUACAUGAUCUGCGAGGUCUGGGUGCCAAGAAGUUCUAUGGCAAGUUUUGUGCUGGAGCCAUUGACCAUAUUAGUAUCCGUCAGCUCCAGCUAAUACUGUUGAAAGUAGCCUUGAUCCUAGGCAUUGAAAUCCAUGUCAAUGUGGAGUUCCAAGGACUUGUACAGCCUCCUGAGGACCAAGAGAAUGAACGGAUAGGUUGGCGGGCACUGGUGCAUCCCAAAACUCAUCCUGUGUCAGAGUAUGAAUUUGAAGUGAUCAUCGGUGGAGAUGGCCGUAGGAACACCUUGGAAGGAUUUCGUCGGAAAGAAUUCCGUGGCAAACUGGCCAUCGCCAUCACAGCAAAUUUUAUUAACCGAAAUACAACAGCAGAAGCCAAAGUGGAAGAGAUCAGUGGUGUGGCUUUUAUAUUCAACCAAAAAUUUUUCCAGGAACUGAGGGAAGCCACAGGUAUUGAUUUGGAGAACAUCGUCUACUACAAAGAUGACACGCACUAUUUCGUUAUGACAGCCAAAAAGCAGAGUUUACUGGACAAAGGGGUGAUACUGCAUGACUAUGCCGACACAGAGCUCUUGCUUUCCCGAGAGAAUGUGGACCAAGAGGCUCUACUCAACUACGCCAGGGAGGCGGCAGACUUCUCCACCCAGCAGCAGCUGCCAUCUCUGGAUUUUGCCAUCAAUCACUAUGGGCAGCCCGAUGUGGCCAUGUUUGACUUCACUUGUAUGUAUGCCUCCGAGAACGCCGCCCUGGUGCGGGAGCAGAACGGACACCAGUUGUUAGUAGCUCUGGUUGGGGACAGCCUUCUAGAGCCUUUCUGGCCAAUGGGAACAGGAAUAGCUCGGGGCUUUCUAGCUGCUAUGGACUCUGCCUGGAUGGUACGAAGUUGGUCACUAGGAACAAACCCUUUGGAAGUGCUGGCAGAGAGGGAAAGUAUUUAUAGGUUGCUGCCCCAGACCACCCCUGAGAAUGUGAGUAAAAACUUCAGCCAAUACAGCAUCGACCCUGUCACUAGGUAUCCCAAUAUUAACAUCAGCUUCCUCCGGCCAAGCCAGGUGCGCCAUUUAUAUGAUACUGGAGAAACAAAAGAUAUUCAUCUGGAAAUGGAGAACCUGGUGAAUUCCCGAACUACCCCAAAGCUGACUCGCAAUGAGUCUGUAGCUCGUUCAAGCAAACUGCUGGGUUGGUGUCAGAGGCAGACGGAUGGCUAUGCAGGGGUAAAUGUGACAGAUCUCACCAUGUCUUGGAAAAGUGGUUUGGCCCUUUGUGCAAUUAUCCACAGAUACCGUCCUGAUCUGAUAGAUUUUGAUUCUUUGGAUGAGCAAAAUGUGGAGAAGAAUAACCAACUGGCCUUUGAUAUUGCUGAGAAGGAACUGGGCAUUUCUCCCAUCAUGACAGGCAAAGAAAUGGCCUCCGUGGGGGAGCCUGACAAGCUAUCCAUGGUGAUGUACCUGACCCAGUUCUACGAGAUGUUCAAGGACUCACUCCCCUCCAGUGACACCUUGGACCUGAAUGCCGAGGAGAAAGCAGUCUUGAUAGCCAACACCAAAUCCCCCAUCUCCUUCCUAAGCAAACUUGGGCAGACCAUCUCUCGGAAGCGUUCUCCCAAGGAUAAAAAGGAAAAGGACUUGGAUGGUGCUGGAAAGAGGAGAAAGACCAGUCAGUCAGAGGAGGAGGAAGCUCCCAGGGGCCACAGAGGAGAAAGACCGACACUGGUAAGCACUCUGACGGACAGGAGGAUGGAUGUUGCUAUUGGGAACCAGAACAAAGUGAAAUACAUGGCGACACAGCUGCUGGCCAAAUUUGAAGAGAAUGCACCUGUGCAGUCCACUGGCAUACGGAGACAGCCGACACAAAUGCGUUGGGCCAGCCAGCCGUCCUGCUGCCUGCCUGAGCAGGGUCGCCCUGCUCCCAGUCCCCGGUGGAAACAGCGACGGGAAAAGGAGCGUUCUCGGACCUGCCCCAAAAAAGUGAUCACGCUCUCUCCUCUCCCUACUCCACCUCCCUGUCGGGCACCUGACAGCCAGCAGACAUACAGGGAUCUUGAUGCUGACAACCAUGGCAAGCAGAGUCCCCGACAUGAGAGGCCAGAGCUUGAACCUCCUCGUCGAUUUUUUGUCGACCAGUGGGAGCUUUCUCUUAGCCUGCGUUCCUCCCGCCCCGCUUCUCCCUCCUCCGACUCCCUCCGACAGAAGUAUAUAAAGAUGUACACGGGCGGAGUGAGCUCAUUGGCUGAGCAGAUAGCCAAUCAGCUUCAAAGGAAAGAGCAGCCCAAAGCCCUUCUAGACAAGAAGGAACUGGGCUCCAUGAAGAAGGAGUUCCCACAGAACUUGGGAGGCAGCGACACGUGCUAUUUCUGUCAGAAGCGGGUCUACGUGAUGGAGAGGCUGAGUGCUGAGGGCAAGUUCUUCCACCGGAGCUGCUUCAAGUGCGAGUACUGCGCUACCACCCUGCGCCUCUCAGCCUAUGCCUAUGACAUUGAAGAUGGUAAAUUCUACUGUAAACCACACUACUGUUACCGACUCUCUGGCUAUGCACAGAGGAAGAGACCAGCGGUGGCUGCUCUGUCUGGAAAGGAGGCCAAAGGACCCCUGCAGGAUGGCCCCACUGCAGAUGCAAAUGGACGGGCCAGCACCGUGGUCAGCUCGGCUGAAAGAACCCCAGGUUCAAGUGUGAAUGGCCUGGAGGAGCCCAGCAUCGCCAAGAGGCUGCGUGGCACUCCGGAGAGGAUCGAGCUGGAGAACUACCGCCUGUCGGUGAAGCAGGCCGAGGAGCUGGAGGAGGUGCCUGAGGAGACGCAGGCAGAGCACAACCUGAGCAGCGUGCUGGACAAGGGCACAGAGGAGGACAUCGCCAGCAGCAGUUCUGAGUCUGACAUGGAGGAGGAGGAGGAGGAGGAGGAGCAGGAGCCGCAGCUGCCCCCCUCUGACCUGGGCGGCGUCCCUUGGAAGGAGGCUGUGAGGAUCCACGCUCUUCUGAAAGGGAAGAGCGAAGAGGAGCUCGAGGCCUCCAAAAGCUUUGGGCCUGGGAACGAAGAGGAGGAGGAGGAGUAUGAAGAAGAGGAGGAAGAAGAAUAUGACGAGGAGGAAGAGUCCAGUGAAGCCGGGAACCAGAGACUACAGCAGAUCAUAAACCCUGCGGAUCCCUUGGAGAUCCAGGCUGAUGUGCACUGGACACAUAUUCGUGAGAAAGAGGAGGAGGAGAGAAUGGUACCGACUUCUGAGUCCUCUACUUCUAGAGUGCCCGACCUUCCCUCCGUACGCCGCGCGGCAGUGCAGGCCUGGCUGGAGACGGUCUCCGGAGUCCCAUUGGAUGAGAAUGACCUGGAGGAAGAUGUGGACUCGGAGCCAGCAGAGAUAGAAGGGGAGGCAGCAGAGGAUGGGGACCCAGGGGACACUGGUGCUGAGCUGGAUGAUGAUCAGCACUGGUCUGACGACAUCCCAUCAGAUGCUGACACGGAGCUCCACUUGCAGCGCCAGGCAGAGGUGGAGGCGGAACUGGAGCUGAGGGUGUCAGAAGAUGAGGAGGAGAAACCACCUGCCUUGCCAAAGCGACAAGAGAGAGAUCCCUUCCAAGCAUCCUGCCCCAUCCAGCCCCCUCAGGAGCAAGCCCUGCUGCUCACCCCAGUGCACAGCCCUGUGGCAGAGGGGCCGCAAAUCCCACUUGCCCCUGUUACUACCAAGGUGAAAUCGCCAGAGGAGCACGUUUUCCCUGAGCCUUCGCUCCCUAAAGAGAAGCCCAGAGCCAAAGCCCCCGCUGAUCUGAGCACUGUGCACUCUCCCAUCCGGUCUCAGCCAGUGGCUCUGCCAGAAGCCAGGACCCCUGCCUCGCCAGGGAGUCCGCAGCCUCUGUCGCCACUGGCCACCUCUGGACCCCACUCCACGCUGCUCCCCAUCUGCUCCCAGCCUCAGCCGUCCUCUGAGGCCACUGUCCCAUCCCCUACCCUGUCCCCCAUACGCUUCCAGCCCGUUCCAGCCAAAACCUCAACCCCCCUCACCCCGCUCCCCGUCAAGAGCCAAGUCGACACCAGGGAUAAAUUGGGCAGCCCUGUCCCUGUGGAUGAGGCCCUCAAACGGAAUGACCUGGUGGAAGAAUUCUGGAUGAAGAGUGCUGAAAUCCGCCGCAGCCUUGGGCUCACGCCUGUGGAUCGCAGCAAGGGGCCCGAGCCCAGCUUCCCCUCGCCUGCCUUUAAGCCAGCGUCCCUAAAAGCCUAUUCAUUUGAAAAAUCCACGCAGGAUGAGGGUCUCCAUCUUCUAAAACCUCCACGUGUUCCUCAAAGGCUGGGCCUGCCAAAGUCAGAGGGCAUCCAGCCCUCCCUGCCAACUCCCAAGUCACCAUCUGACCGAGAACUAAGAAGCUCCCAGGAGGAGCGGAGGGACCUGUCCAGCAGCUCUGGCCUGGGCCUUCAUGGGAGCUCCUCCAACAUGAAGACCCUGGGCAGCCAGAGCUUCAACACCUCGGACUCUGCCAUGCUCACUCCACCCUCCAGCCCGCCUCCGCCCCCGCCCCCCGGCGAGGAGCCUGCCACUCUGCGGAGGAGGCCCUGUGAGCACAAGGAUGCCCAGACCAAGGCCUCGGUGGCCCCACCACCCCCACCUGCCGCGUUUAUGCGGGCCCCCCUGGAGGCUGCCCAGCCCCACCGGGAGGAGGUGCGGAAGUCAUUCGUGGAGAGUGUGGAGGAGAUUCCCUUCGCCGAUGAUGUGGAAGACACGUAUGAUGACAAGACUGAGGACACUAGUGUGCAGGAGAAGUUCUUCACACCCCCUUCCUGCUGGCCACACUCUGAGAAGGCCCUCCGCUUGCCCCUGGCCAGGGAGAAUGGGCAGCUGCCUGCCCUAGAGGGUACGCUCCAGCUGCAGAAGAGGGCACUGCCCUUGGUCUCUCCACAGGCCAAGGAGCUGGCGGAGGAGCGCAUGCGAGCCAGGGAGAAGUCUGUGAAGAGCCAGGCACUGCGGGAUGCCAUGGCCAAGCAGCUGAGCAGGAUGCAAGAGGUGCAGGUGGCAGCCGAGGCCCCCAGGUCUCGAAAGGUGGCCUCAGCACCCUCCCAGGGCAAGGACCAUGGGGCCGAGUCCCCCAGACGCCCCGAGGAGCCCACCUUGAAGCACAGAGCCCCCAGUGAAGAGGCCCUCUCCCCUCCGACAGACUCGGGGGGCCCAGACGGUUCUGUCACUUCAUCUGAGGGCUCCAGUGGGAAGAGCAAGAAGAGGUCAUCACUCUUCUCCCCCCGUAGAAGCAAGAAAGAGAAGAAGCCCAAAGGUGAGGGCCGGCCCCUGGAGAAACCCAGCCCCAGCCUCCUAGAGGAAACAGCCUCCAAGCCCAAGUCCCUGUGGAAGUCAGUCUUCUCUGGGUACAAGAAGGACAAGAAGAAGAAGGCCGAUGACAAGUCAUGCCCUAGCACUCCUUCCAGUGGCGCCACGGUGGACUCCAGCAAGCACAGGGUGCCCCCCAUCAUGAGGGCAGAGCUGCAGCUCCGACGCCAGCUGAGUUUCUCGGAGGAUUCAGACCUCUCCAGCGACGACGUCCUCGAGAGGGCCUCCCAGAAGUCCAAGAGAGAGUCGAUUUAUGUACCACACGCCUUGGCAUUCAGGAGAUCAUAUGCAUCAAAGCCAAGAACCUACACAGAGGAGGAACUGAAUGCCAAGCUGACCCGGCGUGUGCAAAAGGCAGCUCGGAGACAGGCCAAGCAAGAGGAACUUAAGCGGCUACAUCGAGCCCAGAUCAUCCAGCGGCAGCUGGAGCAGGUGGAGGAGAGGCAGCGGCAGCUGGAGGAGAGAGGGGUUGCUGUGGAGAAGGCGCUCCGUGGCGAAGCAGACUAUUGGGGAGAGUCUUAUUACAGUGACCUCAUCGACUUGCAUCUGGGUGUUGAGCCCAGUGGCGGGACUCCACGGCGUAGACCUCUCUCCUUCUGCCCUUGCUGUGUCCAGGAAGGCAUGGGCAAGAAGGAUGACCCCAAGCUGAUGCAGGAGUGGUUCAGGCUGGUGCAAGAAAAGAACGCCAUGGUGCGCUACGAGUCUGAGCUGAUGAUCUUUGCCCGGGAGCUGGAACUGGAAGACCGGCAGAGCCGACUGCAGCAGGAGCUCCGGGAGCGGAUGGCGGUGGAGGAUCACCUAAAGACUGAGGAGGAGUUGUCAGAGGAGAAGAAGAUCCUUAACGAGAUGCUGGAGGUGGUAGAGCAGAGAGACUCCCUGGUGGCCCUGCUGGAGGAGCAGCGGCUCCGGGAGAAAGAGGAAGACAAGGACCUGGAGGCCGCCAUGCUGUCCAAGGGCUUCAGCCUGAACUGGUCCUGAGCUCCCACUCACGCUCGCCGUUGGUCUGUCGGCAUCUGCCUGACCGGGCUGCGUCUCCAACCCGCCCGGCCCGAGACCUCAGAAGGCCCGACCCUCCGUGGAGCCGCACGCAGACGCCCGUGUGCCCCUUGAAAGGGGGUCAAGUCUCGUGUGCCGCAGGGAACCCCCGGUGACGAGGAUCGUCCAAGGUGACCCCACCUCCGAAGAGACUUCCUGCUCGGGAGAGAGGAGCAUGUCGCGUAUGACGUAGGAGUGGGGGACCUGACACGCUGCCUGGGACACGCCAGCUGGGGCCCCUCUUUCCACGUUUGGUAAGAGAAGAAAGCUGCUUCCCUUCUGCCGGAACCACGGCCACCACAGAGCGCACCUCCACGGAGCGGGAGGGCAGCCGUUUCAUGCUCCCUGAAGCACCACCAAAGAAACAAAAAAUGCACCCCACAAAAGCAAGAUGCUUUUGCCACAAAAGCAAGAUGUGAGUCGAGACCUGGGAGGGCAGUGGCCAUCAGAGCAGUGUCCACCCAGCAUCGCACAGGACACUGAGCGGCAGGCAGGCUCUGGAACUUACUACGCAAGUGAGGGCUGGCAGAGAGGGUCUGCUCCCCAGCCCUGACCCCACACACUGGACCGUGUGGCCAAACGCCCCAGGCCUCUCUCUGGCUGUGGGCUGAGGCCUGGGGGUGCUACAUUUUGCUUUCAGUUCACAACCAUUUUGACACUGGAAAAUACUGACUUUGGGGGUCAGGGUGAGGCCUUGCAUUUCAAGGCCCCAGUUACAGACAGGCAUUGUCACUGAUCAGUGCCGUACGUCAGGGAAGGGCAUGACCGUUUCCUGGGCGUUCUUCCUGUGUUUGCACAUUGAGAUGAAGCUCACAGCCUGGCAAGAUGCUCAGCCGCUUUGGACCCUUUUUGUCAAUUAACUUAUUUUUUUAAUACUUGAAAAGAAACAACUUCAUUUUUAUAUCUGUCCUAGAGACAUUGAUCACCUGGCACCUGGGCAGGAGUGACAGCAAGGCCUUUGCUGCCUCUGGCACAGCCUGGUCCAAAACUGACCGAAUGA